Molecule: messenger RNA, 7234 nt
Organism: Drosophila gunungcola (fruit fly)
Lineage: Eukaryota; Metazoa; Arthropoda; Insecta; Diptera; Drosophilidae
Gene: Rbfox1
Product: sex determination protein fox-1
Exons: 17
Coding region: 884-3799 (971 amino acids)
Biological process (GO): regulation of alternative mRNA splicing, via spliceosome; nervous system development
Cellular component (GO): nucleus; cytoplasm
Molecular function (GO): mRNA binding
Source: RefSeq, a predicted model, not a curated record
UUCUCGUGUGGACGGAAAAACUUUUGCUCAUCACUUCUCGCCUCGCAUUGGAAAGUCGCGUAAAAUUCUCGUGGAAGAGGAAAACCUCAGAAUUCCCCCAAUCCUAGGGAAAACCAAAAUUCCUUGGGCCAACCGUAUCAAUCAUCGACUAAAGGCUUUGGUCCUCCCUGUGAAUGUGUGCUUUUUGUGUGUGAGCUGUGUUUAGUUGUGCCGGCUUUAAUUAGCAGCUUUUCCUCUUUCUUCCGCUGGUCUUGUGUGCGUUAGAUUAAUGAGGCAAAAGUGUUUUAUCGUGUCGUGCGUUAAAUAUUUAAUACAAUAUCAAAUAAAUGUUACAUAAGCCGCCUGUCAUUAGCAUCUUGUGCCAACAAAAAAUAAAAGGAGUGUGUGCUGCUUUUACCAUAAGUAACUCGAACAGACAAAAUCGGAUUCUCUUUCCACAAUUCGCCAACAAGCUGAUCAAGUGUCCAAACAUAAUCAAGAGAUGAAGCCAAAUCAAAAUCCCUUAAUAAACUGCUAGAAUCCAGAGCUCACUCUCGCACACUCCACUACCGCCCACUUUGGACUUACUGUUGGAAAAAUCACAUCGGCAUUUUGCAGUGGCGACACGUUCCAUUGGCAACAACAGAAACAGCGAGAAAAGCCACAAGAAAAACCACAAAAAUAACUGAGCUUCCUUACGAAAAACCUCGAAAAUCCCGACGUGAAUUCAAUUAGGUGCUAAACUAGGCGAAUGCCUUUUAAAAAAAACCCGAACAGAUGUCAAGUCACUGUAUAAUACAAUAAAACGUUGAUUGUGUAUUGAUAUCUACGUGAUAUAAAUUAAAAACAAACAAAAACUCCAGUGAAAUAAUAAACUUUUGAAACAGAACAGAAAUUCGAACAAAUGUCUGCGUCGGCAGUUGAAGUUAAUGGAAAUGUCCCGCCAGUGGAAUUUCACAUAAGAGAGCACAUGGUGCAGGCGGGCGUGGCGCCUUUCCCGGGCGCUCCGGGCGGCUAUGCCGCCGCACCGAAUCCGGCAGCGGCGGCUGUUGCAGCAGCGGCCGCCGCCCAACAGCAGCAGCAGCAGCAGCAACAACAACAGCAGCAGCAGCAGGCCCAACAACAACAGCAACAACAACAGGUUGCCGGCGGACCACCCACCGCUGCCGAAAGUCUGUCAAUGGCGGUGGCAGCGGCCGCGGCCAAACAGGCUGUUGAGCCAGUGGCCCAAAUAAAAUCGGGCGGAUGCGGAGGCGGAGGCGAGACCGCAGGAGCUGUCAACAACAACAACACAGCUGGAGCGGCAGGAACGCCAGGAUCCGCCGGAGGAUUGACCACAGAAUAUUCAACUGGCUGUGGGGGCGGUGGUGCAGCGGCGGCCAAUUCGGCGGUGGUGGCCACCAGUGUUUCCGACGUACAUGUUUCGAUGUUCAUGCAACAGAAGACAAAUCUGUCAACACAAACACAGACACAGUACGAGUACGAGUACGAGUACAAUGGAACCAGCCUCGCAGAACCAAGAGUCCCAGGUCCCAUUCCGCUUCCACUGACAAAUGGACAUGCCAUGGACCAAGUGCAGCAGCCACCAGAACACCAGCAGCAUCUGCAAUCAUCGCUGCCCCCACAAAAUGUGCUCAGCGUAUCCACAGUAUUGAUCGCCAAUGAGGCAGCAGAAUCACAACAGAGCUCCGCCAUGCCCAAUUCUGGAGGUGGCAGUACUGGUGGUGGUGGAGGCGGCGGCGGUGGAGGCGGUGGCACGCCCAGUUCACCGCUCAGCAACUCCCCGUCCAGCGUAACAGCAUCGCAGGCAGGCGGAUGCGGACUGACCCUCAACGGCAGUGCCAACGAAGGUAGCAUGUCCGGGGACACUUCGCCGGUGGCCAGCGGCGAACCGCUCCUGCAGACGCCGCCCGCCCUCCAACAACAACAGCAGCAGCAGCAGCAGCAACAACAACAGCAGCAACAACAACAACAGCAGCAACUGCAACAACCGCUCCUGUGCAGCAGUCCCACAUCGAUGCAAUCGGCGGGCACUUCAGUGACGGGCAGCUCGAUAGCAUCCGGCACAUUGGCGGCAACCAGCAGCAGUGGCGUUGGACUUUUGCCCACCACCGGAUUGGAUAGCAUUGCCAAUGGUGGAGCAGGCUGUGCCGUGGUCCCGGCCAGCACCUCGCAGGUGAUCGCCCACCUGAAUGCAGCAGCCGCAGCGGCCAGCGGCAUCAUGUCGCCCACGGCCAAUGUGGCCACUAGUCUCAGCAGCGCUCUAGUCCCGGCCCAGUCGGUGCCGUCGGUGGUCGCCUCCCUCGAUGCCAAGAGCCAGCCAAAGCGGCUGCACGUCUCCAACAUACCGUUCCGCUUCCGGGAUCCCGAUCUAAGGGCCAUGUUUGGGCAAUUUGGCACCAUUCUGGAUGUCGAAAUCAUCUUCAACGAACGCGGCAGCAAGGGAUUCGGUUUUGUAACAUUCGCUAACAGCAACGAUGCAGAACGAGCACGCGAACGUCUACACGGCACCGUGGUUGAGGGACGCAAAAUCGAGGUGAAUAACGCCACUGCACGUGUACAAACCAAAAAAGUGACAACAGUACCCAACGUUGUACUGACCAAAGAUGGUGGUAUGCCGGCCCCAGCUCUAGUCUGUGUACAAUGGCCCGAAGCCGCCGUUGCCGCCGCAAUGCGUGGAGUGGCCAUCCAGCGCGGACAAAUGGGCGUGGUCGGCGCCGCCCCCUACCAUCAUCCCCAUCACCCGCAUCAUCAUCCGGCGCUGCUGGCGGCUUCCGCCGCCGCCGCCCAACAACAGCAGCAACGCCAACUGGCCGCCGCCGCCGUGGCCACUGCAGCAGCCGCGCAACAGCAGCAGCAGCAGGCUGUUGUCCAGCAGCAGCAGCAACAAGUUGUGGCCGCCGCCCAGCAGCAGCACCAACAGCAGCAGCAACAACAACAGGCGGUGCAACAGCAGCAGCAGCAGCAACAUCAACAACAGCAGCAGCAACAUCAACAGCAGCAGCAACAGCAACAUGCCGCCGUAGCCGCCGCAGCUGUCGCUUCGCAUCCGCACAUGCAUGCCGCCCAUGCCCACGCCCACGCCCACGCCCUUGGCCCCCAGUUGGCGCAACUCCAGGCGGUCGCUGUGCCGUCGGCCGCUAACAGUGCCGCCGCACUGCAGCAAUCGCUGGCCAAUGCCCUGGCCCAGAACCCGAGCGGCAAUCCGAACGCUGCCCUAAACGCCGCCUAUGCCGCCCGCCUGUCGGCGGCGUCGGGCGCCACACAAUCGUCGCAAUCGGCCGCUGCUGCUGCGGCUGCUGCUUCCAUGGCCGCGUCGGCCAAUGCGGCCAACAAUGCGGCCGCUUUGCAUGGAUUCGCGCCUGUAUACUAUGAUCCCUUCUUAGCAGCCGCUGCAUCCGCUGAUCCGAAUCUACGCUUCCAGGCAGCCAAACCGGUCACUGAAGUUCCAGCCGCUCAGCCAGCCGCCAUAUUAAAUCGCCGCACUGUGACUACGCUAAACAGUAACCCACAUACGAUCAACCGCAUUCCGGUUCCACAGAAUGUUUUGGCCACUGCUCCGCUGUUAAAGACACCGCUGUCUCAGGCCCAGCAGCAGGCGUACGCCACGGCGGCCACCACCUACACGGCGGUAGCCGCUCGGGCCGCCUAUGGGGCCGCUGCCGCAGCAGCCGCUCAGCCGGCACUCGCCGGCUACGCCACCGUAGCUGGAUAUGCGCGCGAAUAUGCAGAUCCUUAUCUAGGACAUGGCAUUGGACCAGUUCCUGGAUACGGGGCUACCAUGUAUCGCGGUGGAUUCAAUCGUUUCACGCCAUAUUAAGAACAAUCUACGCCAGUCAGCCAAAUAAUGCACUUGAACUACUCUCGAUGAAAAUGCUCAAUAGAUGAACAAAGCAAAGCAAAUAAGUAACUUAGACGUAAAUACUCCUCCCUACGUGCAGUAAGUAGAAGUUACAACUAAACCGAUAGAUGCAGGAUACUCACACCCGGCAGCAGACACGGCAACACCAACAACAGACGCUCAAAGUCCUUGGAGAGUUUAAAAUCAAAGCUAAGCAACAAAGAAACAAAAAGAACAUAAACAAAUCAAUGUCGUCCAGUAAAAGCAAAAAGCUACACCAAAAAAGAAAAAUAUACGCCGCUAAAUGCAGUUCUAUGGAGUUUAUAUAAGUAAACCAAAAAAAAAGUAAAAAAAAAUAUUUAAACAUAAAUUCAAUGUGCAAAAUAGUUUUGCAGAGAAAGAAAAGAAAAAUGUGCUUCAUGCGUAGAUUUUUACCAGAACAAGAGCUGAAACUUUGUGCGGAAGAUCAGAAUUUAUAUAUAUAUAUAUGUAUACUUAUAUAUAUAUAUAUAUAUAUAUAUAUAACCGACAUGAUAUAUAGUUAUUAUAUAGGCAUUGUAUUUGUAUAUCAAAGCAAACCAGGAAAAAGAGCAAUGUUUUUAGGUACUUUUCAUGCUGAAACAUCAUCAAAAAAAAUAUAUAUAUAUAAACCUUCGGUUGUUGAUUUUAAUAACUUCGUUGAACUAAGUUAGUCUUUAUGAUUUACAAAUUAUUCUAAAACAUUAGCGUUGUAGGAUGUAGUAAGGGAAAGCAACAAUGCAGCCACUUUAACAAAUCAAAUUGUAUAUUAUUUGCAAACCGCUAAAGCACAAACAAAAAUAUUUAUUCGUAUAUACUUUAGAUUGAUAUCUCUAAUUUGACUACCCAAAGAAUACUCAUUUCUGUAUUGUACUGUAUUGUCAACGAAUUUAAUUUUAAUACAUUGCUUGGUUGUUCCUAAUUAUGUUAUAUUUUGGAAGCUAAAACCACUCACACUAAACUCACGACUCAAUUCGAAUUGCUCAAAAAAAUUGUAGCGCAUAGGUAAAUGCAAAAGAUCAACACGUAGACAUAUCCUUGGAAUAUACAAUAAUAUUUACUUUAAAUGCCGCCAUAGCAGCAAAGCGACAAAAAAAAAACGAAAAAAUUAAAAAAAAAAACAUUAGUUUUAAAAAGUCAAGCUUCCAGUGACAAAAAGCCAUUGAUGAAUGAUGUGGAAAUCGAAUAAUAAGCAUUAAAAAUUACAAUUUUUAGCUCUUACUCCGUAGCACUUUCCUUGUGUGUUGUGUAAAGAAACAAAACAAACAAAAAUGGAAAAAAAGAAACGUCGUUUCGGUGUUGUUCAUUUUCGGUCUAGACCGAAGCGAAACUUCCCUAAGCAAACUAAGAAUUUAUUUUAUACACACUCGAAUCUAAUGCACACACAAAACAAAAAUGAAACAAAGAAUCUUUUAACGUUGUGUAUUUUUCAAAUGUUAACGAUUAAAUGCUCAAUGGAAAACAUCCAAACAAAAGGAAGUCGUUCUCUAUAUUGAUUCUUAGGCAGCUACUGUCAUCAAAUUUAUACUAGUUGUUUAUCAACCAUACUAUGCUAAACAAAAACAAGCUACUAAAUAUUGUGUGUGUGUAAUCGUGCAAUUCUUUAGGUGUUCUUCGAAUUUCCUUAAAAACCUACUACCAAUUACUUGAAAAAAGGGAUGAAGAGAAGAAUGAAAAAUUCAUCAACUCCAAAGAGCUUCAACUUUGACGUUUUUUUUUUAUCUAAUCACUUAGCAACUGUCUCAGAUUGUACAUAUUUACGCUGACAUAUGGUAUUUUUCCUUAUUCCUCUCAACGCACACACAAAGAACACACGCACAGGCCAGGAUCCUGGGAAAUUGAAGCAAUUUAUGGCAUACUCACAUUGUUACCCUCAUUAAAGGGUACUUCUUGUUUGAUUCUCUCUCAUGAUCAUGCAUUGAUAUACUAUUUUUACGUUGACAUUUUUAAAGCCAAAGUUUAUAUUUUAAAUGAUUUUUAGUUAGGUAUUAGAGUUUAUAUGCUGACGACAGACACAAAAGGAUAAGUAAAUGAUUACGAACUAAAGGGAAAACAAUAAAGAAAAACAAAUCGAACCCAACAAUUGCCAAAUUAAUCGUAGCUUUCAACUGAAUUAUAAAAUAAAGACGUAAUUAAAUUUAAUGAAUUUUUCAACUAGCGCAAAAAUAGUUUGCCAAAAAGCCUAGCAUACUUUUUGGCCCACCCCGAUCACACACCAGAGAAAACACACAGAAAUUUUGGGUUUGAUGAGCAAAAGCAAGAGAUAAACCAUCUAGUUAUAAAGCAAACUUAAAUAUAUUACGGUACGGUAUAUACAUUUAAAUUAUGAACUCAACUUCCACCGCAAACUUUUAAAAACAAACAAAAAACAAAACUAAGAAAAACACAAUUUUUGUCUUAAGCAAUGCGUUGAGGAAAGUCAACCUACAAGUAAAUUAUAAAUGCAAACGCAACUCAAUCAAACACUGCAGCUAUAUUAUAACAUACGAUAUAUGAUGUAUAUGAUAAUAUCUUCAUUUAACCCGAUCCAUUUUGUGAACCCCCAAAAACUGUAAUCUGUGUAGUUUAACCAUAAGCCAGCGCCAGCUUUUGUUUACUUUCACAUAGAUCAGAUGCCUAGGCGUCAUAUAAAGUAUAAAUAUAAAGUAUAUAAAUAUAUAUUAUAUGGAAACUCUAAUCUUUAAUGAUGUGCCAAAUUGUAAGUUGUACCAUUUGUUUUUAUGAGCAAAUGCAAAACACAAAUUGAAAUAAAAUAAUGAAUUAAAACAUAAAACAUUGAAAAUAGCAUUCAGUUUUCCUCCUCCCGAAAAACCGAAACGGAAUAUGCAAGAAGCCUAUUUUGAUUUUAAAACAUUUAGAUGGUAAUGGUAAAAUAUUUUUUAAAUUUAGCAUUGUGUAUAGGAACGGGCAAGGCUGCCAAAAACAAAAGGCCAAGCCGAGCGCUCUCAGGCGCUACCUUACAAAACAAAAUUGAUAACAGAACCGCAGUGACGAUAAACAAGUAUUAUAUUAGCAACAAUCGCAGAACAAAGCCCAACCAACAGCAAACACAAGUUAGGUUAAUAUAAAACCGAGCUCAAUUUUAAGUUUCUUGACAUAAUACAUACCGGAAGCUAUUGAAUGUGAAAUUUUAAUAACAAACAUACACAAAUUCCGAAACGUAUUGGUUUAUAUCAAUUUUCAAUUUGUAAGGUUGUGACAAAUUGUAAACAAACAUAGAAAACAAAAGUGAAACAUGAAACAAAUCCAUGGAAAAUUGUAAUAUUGUUUGUGAAUGGCAAAUAAAAUAGCAAGAAGGUGGAAACAUUUGAGAUUCAGACAAAAUACAUUUGAAAAGAACGCCAGAGGGAAAGAGCGAGAAAUGCAAUAAAAAUAACUUUAAAAAAUGCAAAAUAA